Messenger RNA from Pogona vitticeps (central bearded dragon), 1512 nucleotides. RefSeq names its product fibrinogen like 2 (gene FGL2). NCBI's taxonomy places the organism in Eukaryota, Metazoa, Chordata, Lepidosauria, Squamata, Agamidae. The record is from RefSeq and is a predicted model, not a curated record.
UCUGAGAACAGAGCAGGCAGUCCUCACAGGCAGCAACGAGCUGUCCUUUAUAAAAGUUGCUGAAGCCUUGCAUACUUCCUCCCUGGGCUUGCUUCUCAGAAAAGAUGAAGCUCGUAUACACCCUUUUGCUCCAGACAGCUUUGCUGCUUUUCACAAAUGGAUCUACUGUGCCAGAAGAUAGCACAGAUGCUGUUGGAGAAGAAAGGCUGACUGAUGCUUGUCCUAUAAAGCUGAAAACUAGCGGGAAAUGUGAUGGAGAGGAAUGCCCUUAUCAGGUUAACUUGCCUCCAAUGACCCUCCAGCUACCCAAACAGUUUCGACUGAUUGAAAAGACUCUCAAAGAAGUUCAGAAUCUUAAGGAAGUUGUAAACAAGCUGAAGAAGUCCUGCCAAGAUUGCAAGCUGCAGGCGGAUGACAACCAAGAAAGAGACAGCCAUGAGUUCCUGCCACCUGGCACAGACGACAGUUCAAGAGAUUACAGCAAAAUACAAGACAACAGAGUCAGAGAACUGCACAGCAAGGUUUCCAGGCUGUCAGCCAGCCUGAAGAAUGCAAGGAACCAGAUCUAUUCUUUACAGGGUCGCUUGGAGCAAAUGAGCCUGGUAAACAUGAACAACGUGGAGAACUUUGUUGACAACAGAAUUGCCAACCUGACAUUCGCUGUUAACAAUCUGAGUGAUAAGUGUUCUUCAAACUGUCCAGCCACACAACCAAGUACAGGUAUUCAGCUUCUGCAAGGAGACUGUUCCAAUUAUUAUGCAGCAGGCAAACGGCAUAAUGGAAUUUACAGAAUUGCUCCUGAUUCAAGAAAUAAUAGUUUUGAUGUAUACUGUGAAAUGGAAUCUAUGGGAGGUGGCUGGACAGUGAUACAGAUGCGUCAGGAUGGCAGUACCAACUUCAACAGAACAUGGAAUGAAUAUAAGAAUGGCUUUGGAAACCUCAGCAGAGAGUUCUGGCUUGGAAAUGACAAAAUUCACCUUCUGACCAAAAGCAAGGAUAUGCAGUUGAGGAUUGAACUUGAGGAUUUCAAUGGCAUAAGAGAAUAUGCAAAAUACGAACAAUUCUACGUAGCCAAUGAAUUUCUCAAAUAUCGCCUAAGCAUUAGUGGCUACAGUGGCACAGCUGGGGAUGCCUUACAUUAUAACAAAUAUUAUAACCAUGAUCAAAAGUUCUUCACUACUCCCGAUAAAGACAAUGACAGGUAUCCAUCAGGAAACUGUGGUGCAUAUUAUAGCUCUGGAUGGUGGUUUGAUGCAUGUUUGGCUGCUAACCUGAACGGCAAAUAUUAUCAUAAAAAAUACAAAGGUGUUCGCAAUGGCAUUUUCUGGGGUACCUGGCAUGGAGUUUCUGAUGACAAUAUUAAUAGUUACAGGCAACCUUUUAAAAAGGUUAAAAUGAUGAUCAGACCCAAAAGCUUUAUGGCAUAAAUUAGUAACAAGUACACCAACAAUAAAAGGAAUACUUUCUCCAAUACUGGUACUGUCCCUCCAGUAUUUGAGUGCAUCUGCUAUA